GUGCAUUUGUUUGCAUUCAGUCUACGUCGUUUACUUUGACUUUCAGGCAACAAAAGUUCAUGCAAUCAACUUAAUUGCGCUUAAUUAAACACUGCACACAAUUGCAGCAAAAGCAAACUGAACUUUCGAGUGGUCAGAUUAUCCCUUAUCCGACCAUUAUCAACAACGAACAGCAGUAAUCCUGCGCCACGAGCAAAAAUGUAAACCUCAGUAUCGUCGCGAUGAUGUUCGAGUGUUGUGUGAACUGUCUGGCGCGAUGGAAACUCUGGAUCCGUCCGCUGGCAAUCUUACUCUACGCUUUGGCUGCACUAGUUUUUGUGCCGUUUUUUCUAGCCAAAUCAAUUCGCAAUGGCUUCAAUCGUCGCGAUCAAGAAAUACUUAUUGCAGGUGUUUUUGCUUGGGUUGCAGUGCCACUUUCUCUUUGGGGAAUCAUUCUGCAUGUGAUUAAUUACACCCAGCCAAAGUUACAAAAACAUAUCAUCAGAAUAUUAUGGAUGGUGCCAAUAUAUGCAAUAAAUGCAUGGAUUGGACUACUUUAUCCAAAACAUUCAACCUAUGUUGAUAGUGCAAGAGAAUGUUAUGAAGCAUAUGUGAUUUACAACUUCAUGAAAUUCUUACUGAACUAUCUAAACAUGGAAAUGGAUCUUGAGUUCAGUUUAGAAGUGAAACCACAGGUGAAACACAUUUUUCCAUUGUGUUGUCUGCCUGAUUGGGCAAUGGGCAGUGAGUUUGUGCACAUUUGUAAGCAUGGAAUUCUUCAGUACACUGUUGUGAGGCCUUUUACAACUGCAAUCUCAUUUAUUUGUAAAAUUUAUGGAGUUUAUGGCGACGGUGAGUUUCGUGGGGAUGUAGCAUUCCCAUAUUUAGUGUUCAUAAAUAAUUUGUCCCAAUUUGUGGCAAUGUAUUGUCUUGUGAUGUUCUACAAGGCGAGUUUGGCUGAAUUGAAACCCAUGCGGCCAUUACCUAAGUUUUUAUGCAUCAAGGCUGUGGUGUUCUUUUCAUUCUUUCAAGGCGUAUUAAUAGCGUUACUAGUCUAUUUAGAAGUGAUCAAAGCGAAUAAAUCAAACGAUGAAGAUGGUUCAACAAUAUCAUCACGCCUACAAAACUUUUUAAUUUGUAUCGAGAUGUGCAUGGCGGCCAUUGCACAUCACUAUUCUUUCUCGUACAAACCGUACGUUCGUCCAGGUUAUCAGUCACAGAGUUGUUGCAGUGCGUUUUUGGCCAUGUGGGAUAUUUCUGAUGUUCAGCAUGAUAUAACUGAACACUUAGGAAUUGUUGGAAGUUCAAUUUCGAGGCGAAUAAGAGGUAGAAGUAUGUACACGUUGACACGUGGCAGCGACGAGUAUUCUAACCUUGUUGGGCGACAAGCGUCUAGCGCGCCAUCUAACGGAUUAUAUCAAAACGACACCGAUCCUCUUCUUACUUAUGGCACUAUCGAUGUGAAAACCGAAGCAAACGAUCACGUAUUUGUGCCUGACAAUGAAAUCUACACGAAUGUGGAGAAGGAUCCGAUUGCGAGAUCGUAAAGAUUUCAAUCAAACUAAUCAGAUUUCAAAAAGGAAUACAUCAUUGUUCAUCAAAUAAUGGAAAAGGCUGUUUGAAUUUUUAAUGUGCUUAUUUAUCUACUAGUUACUAGCAUAUUUAGUUUGUAAUAAAUUUUAAAGUUUCCUUGAAACUACAAAUGAACAACCUAGUUGGGAAGCAAAUCUAAUGGUAUUACAUACAUAUAUUAAUUGUGAUAAGACUACAAAUGUUUACCAAAGUGUGAGUUUUAUAAAUUUUUCUUAGGUGUAUUGUGUUUAUGAACAAUGCAAGACAGCUGUUGGAUAACUAUCACUUAUAAAGACUUGUUUAGAUCUAGAUUUAUAUUUAUAUACAUAUUUUAUGUUUGCUUUAAGUUUACAACUAGUGUAAUCAAUAUUAAUUAGGAAGUAGAAAUGUAAAAAGCUAAAAAUGUCAAAUAAUGAAAUUUUGUAUUUCGGAAUUUACAUUGAUCAAUCAAUGCAGUCAAAAUAAGUAACUUUGUGAUGUGUAAACUAAACAAUAAGAACAAAUUAUUCUCGCUUUUUGUGAACGCCGAGUGAUUGGUUGAAUAAAAUAAUAAAUUCAAGUAUUUACCUUUA
Messenger RNA from Dalotia coriaria, 2123 nucleotides. Its product is annotated as transmembrane protein 184C. The transcript has 5 exons. Gene Ontology annotation, cellular component: membrane. The record is from RefSeq and is a predicted model, not a curated record. The coding region runs from base 222 to 1526 and encodes 434 amino acids. Gene Ontology annotation, molecular function: transporter activity. Gene Ontology annotation, biological process: transport. NCBI's taxonomy places the organism in Eukaryota, Metazoa, Arthropoda, Insecta, Coleoptera, Staphylinidae.